AGUCUAACGAAACGAAACAUGGCGGGCGAUACAUUGUUGAUUCUGUUUUGGACAGUUUUAGCAGUUGUAUUUGGAAUAUAUGCGCUCUGGAAGUAUCUUAGAUCUGGGAAUACCAAAUCACAGAAAAGUUUAACUGUUCAAGCCUCUGAAACUGUAAAAGAGGCGCGUUUGAAAUAUUUUAUUGGUAACCAGGAAGUAGUCACAAGCGAAACUCGUGACAUGUCCACUAAUUCUGGUGCAAAAUAUGAGAUUAUUUCCUCGGAAGAAACGAGAGAAGAGGAAAGAGAACCAGACAUAACUGACGCUAAACUAGAUUCUGUAGCUCGCCAGCCUUCUUUGCAGUACACCAAGUUCACUGACGGACCAAGUAAGAUGAGCGGAGUCGGCAAAGUUGCAGACAACAGUUUCGAUCCAGAAACGGGUAUGCCGAUUACUCGACCACUUAAAACAUUAGAUGAGGCCUUGUCUUGGAGACAGGGAUUUGACUUUUUUAACGUAGCCUCAGUUCCAUUGAGUGAACAGGGCAGGAAGACGGAGAAGAGACCUCGGACUUUAGUGUGUCAUGACAUGAUGGGAGGGUAUAUUUUUGACAGGUUUGUACAAGGCUACAGCUCAUGUGAUUGUUAUCGGAUAUACCACUGGCAGCUUAUUGACGUAUUUGUGUACUUCAGUCAUCACUUUGUUACAAUACCACCCCCGUGUUGGACCAAUGCUGCCCACACCCAUGGGGUACCAGUGCUAGGAACUUUAAUCACAGAAAACCAAGACGGUGUAGUUAGGUGCAGUAAAUUUUUAAAGGAUACAUCAUCAGUAGAGGCUCUUGUGAAUCAGCUUGUCAAUAUAGCUGAGUAUUAUGGAUUCGAUGGAUGGCUUUUAAACAUUGAAAAUCAUAUUCAGCCAGUUCAGAUCAACAAUCUUGAGGAAUUUGUGAAGAGCUUGACGACUGAGAUGCAUGAACGCAUCCCUAAUUCACUUGUUAUCUGGUAUGACAGUGUAACUUACAAAGGAGACCUUGCUUGGCAGAAUGAGCUGAAUGCAAACAACCGAAUUUUUUUUGAUGUCUCUGAUGGUAUAUUUUUGAACUAUGGUUGGAAGGAAGCUCAUCUGAUGAGAUCAGCUGCUGCUGCAGGACGGCAACGUCAAACUGAUGUCUAUGUUGGGGUGGAUGUUUUUGGGCGUGGCUGCUAUGGGGGUGGUGGUUAUAACUCAAAAGUGGCAUUUAAGGUGAUUAGAGAUGAGAAGCUAUCUGCAGCACUGUUUGCUCCAGGAUGGGUUAUGGAGGAACACGGGAGUGAACAUUUCACUGUCAAUAAUGACAAGUUUUGGAAUCUUUUGGAUCCCUUUUGUACUGUGCACACCUCUAUAAAAAAGAUGCCCUUUGCGACAUCCAUGUGCCGUGGCUAUGGAAAGACUGCUAGCAUUGAUGGAAAGGCUGUCCUAUCAACACCUUGGACAAACCUUAGUGCACAGCAAUACCAGCCCUCAUUCAACGAUACAUUCUUCAGUCUGGGUGACAAGGAUGGCUUGAUAAUCAGCUCUGUAGAGUUCACCACUGAUGAGGCAUACAAUGGUGGAGGUUGUCAGGUGAUCAGUGGUUGUGUCAACUCCUCACAAGCCAUAUCCAGGGGUGUGGUGAGGCUGUUUAAAACGGACAUGCUCAUGACAGGUCCUUUUCUGGUGUCAUUCUCUUUCAAGUUGUGUCCAAGUGUUCCCGUGUUAGUGGCGCUUCAGCUUCAUCUCGACACAAUGCCUACUUACAUUCUUCUCUGUCCUGCCUCAUCAGAUGACCAAGAUCCUGGUAACUCAGAGGAGACUGAACAAAAUAACAAGCUGAUUCGUCGAUAUGGAGUGCCAAAGUCCCGACCGUUAACGUCAUCAGUGUUCAUGUCUCCUAUUCGUCAGGAGCAUUAUCGAUUGUUUCAACCUCUGACUGGUUCUUUCCAUGACUCAGUGCAGCAGGCUCACGGAUUAAAAGAAAGCAGAGAUGACUGCGGUUCAGAUUGGCACACAAGGUACUACCUGCUUGCUGAAAAAGAGUUAGUGGGUCUCAAAGUUCAGGAAAUCCGAGUGAUUUGUGCUGUAUGUCCUGGUGCACAAACUACAGGAGCCUUCAAACUUCACGUUGGAGAAAUUAAGAUUAUUGAUCCACGAGUUAUCAAACAACCGAUUGUGUUAGCAAAGGAUCUAAGGUGCCAGGACAUCGAGUGGAAGUCCACAGAGAAGGGGUACCAAUUGAGCCUCACUCUCAUGUGGCAUUGUCCGAUCAACGAUGGCCAGGUCGACGAGCCUGCGCACUACAACAUCUUUAGAGUGGCGGAAGGAUCCAAUAUUUUUUUGGGUCGAGCUUUUGUGGAGGCGUAUCGAAUUGGUCAGAUAGCUGUGUCGAAAACGUGUUCCUCUAUAGAAUUUGCUGUUCAGGUUGUGACCAGAUCUGGACGAAAGAGGCCUGUUAGCGAUUGUAGCUACUUUAAGUUGAAAUGGUAAAGCGAUUUCUACACUCCUUUGAAAAUCGCCCUGUGGGAAAUAAAUUCGUAUAACGUUUAAAUGUAAUAUAUAUACUUGGAACUGUCAUACCCUUGGCUAAGAAAUUAGCCAAUUUGCCCAGGAGCAAGAAAAAAUAUCAGAACGAAUGAUAUAAAGCCAUAGAAUGGUCAUAAGUUAUGAAAAAAGCUGCUAUUACCAAGCUUAAAUUUAAAAGGAAAAAAAUAUAGCUUUCACUAGUCAUUAAUCUUUAAAUUGAUACAUGAAUUAAUCUGUAAUGGCGGUUGCCAAAAAUAAGCUGAUUGAAGAUAUGGCUGAAGAAAAAGUGGUAGGAGCGUUUCACGUACUGUAUUUUGUGGCUUAACCGGCCAAAUGGAAACUACUGGCUCUAUUACGCAUUCUAUUAUAAGGUCAAUUACCCACGUAUUUUGAUUGGCUCUCGCUUCUUAUCUUAGCUUUUGGAGGACAGACGCAUAAAUUUAAGAGAUAGACCGCACUUUCUAUCGGUUUACUGCCGUAAUAUUUCAUUUAAAUCAGGAGUCGAAGGCGAAUGAUUUAUUCAUUUUCCAAGUGUUCUCCCAAC
Pocillopora damicornis (cauliflower coral) is the source of this 3064-nucleotide messenger RNA. Its product is annotated as cytosolic endo-beta-N-acetylglucosaminidase. Gene Ontology annotation, molecular function: mannosyl-glycoprotein endo-beta-N-acetylglucosaminidase activity. Gene Ontology annotation, cellular component: cytoplasm. The record is from RefSeq and is a predicted model, not a curated record. Gene Ontology annotation, biological process: protein deglycosylation. Lineage: Eukaryota; Metazoa; Cnidaria; Anthozoa; Scleractinia; Pocilloporidae.